AUGGAAGCUUCCAGAAGGCGACUUUGCGUGGGCAAAACGACCAGCGCGAGUCAGAUGUUCCCAAGAGUCUUUGCUAGAAACACUCCAUCGCCGUCAGUGUCGUCUUCUGCGCCGAAGAGCACCAACACCCAGGCUCAAUCCGCCGCCAGAGACACUCCUUUGCCACGCCCAUCUUCGGCCUCUCAGCGCCCGACCUCCAGCCGUACCACGAGCCGGCCGCUGUCCCGCUCUCCAGAGAAAACCCCGAGCGCCAAAGCCGACAAAAAGUCGUGGUCGCCCAAGAAGCAGGAUAGAGCACACGACCCCGACACACAUCCGCUCAACCUUCCUCCUCAAGAGCGCGCUCGUCUGUCGAGACUGGCUGCCAGGAUGGACCAAGAAAAGCAACAGACUAAUGGCAACGGCACCGCCGACAAGCCCACCCAGAAUGGCGAUGCUGCUCCAGCUCCUCCGCCGCACAAGACAGCCACCACUCCUCCCCCUCCGAGCACUGAGGAUGCUGAGGCCUUCAAGGCUGCUGGAAACAAGUACUUCAAGGCUGGCGACUACACCAAGGCUAUUGCCGAGUACACANAAAGGUUGAGCCUCUCGAUACAAGUCGUUUUUCUGGUCACGCCCAUGCUGACAUGUCCCUCCGCUCCAGCCGUCGAGGCCGACCCCAAGUCUCCGACGUACAAAUCCAACCGCGCCGCCGCUUAUAUGUCUGCUGGAAAGUACGUCCAAGCCCUGGAUGACUGCAAGGAAGCCGACGAGUUGGACCCCAACAACGCCAAAAUCUUGCUUAGAAUGGCCCGCGUCUACACAUCUCUGGGUCGUCCUAAGGAAGCCCUUGAGACCUACGAUCGCAUUGACCCUCCUGCAUCGCAAAAGGACCGCCAACCCGCUAUUACCAUGAACCACCAUCUUUCCGAGGCUGAAGAACAGAUCCGCAAUUCCACCUCUGGUUCCAUGGCCAUUUUCGCCCUCGACCAAGCCGAGAAGGGUCUUGGAUCCACCGUCACAAGACCACGAAAGUGGGCUCUGCUCAGGGGUGAGGCGUAUUUGAAGAUGGGCAACGUAAACGCACUUGGUGACGCACAAAACAUUGCCAUGUCUUUGUUGCGCAACAACAGUGCCGACCCCGAGGCCCUCGUACUCCGAGGACGCGCUCUUUAUGCACAGGGUGAGAACGACAAGGCUCUGCAACACUUCAGACAGGCCAUCAGCUGCGACCCCGACUUCAAGGAUGCCGUUAAAUAUCUGCGUAUGGUGCAGAAACUCGAUCGCACAAAGGAAGAAGGCAAUGGCUACUUCAAGACUGGAAAGUACCAGCAGGCCGUCGACACCUACACCUCUGCUCUCGAAAUCGACCCGCAAAACCGUGGCACAAACUCCAAGAUUUUGCAGAACCGAGCGCUAUGCUACACCAAACUCAAGGAAUGGCAAAAAGCAAUUGAAGACUGUGAGCGUGCUUUGAAACUUGAGCCCAGUUACACCAAGGCGCGCAAGACAAAGGCCAAGGCAUUGGGCGAGUCUGGCAACUGGGAGGAGGCUGUCAAGGAGUUGAAGGCCAUUGCCGAGAGCAACCCUGAAGAACCUGGCAUUGCAAAGGAGGUCCGCAACGCCGAGCUCGAGCUCAAGAAGAGCAAGCGCAAGGACUACUACAAGAUUCUAGGAGUUGAGAAGGACGCCGAUGACAAUCAGAUCAAGAAGGCCUACAGGAAGUUGGCUAUCAUCCAUCACCCCGACAAGGUUUGUGACUUCAAUUCACUGUCCGAGAUCAUUGCAGACGCUAAUCAUGCAAACAGANACCAAGGAGACGAGGCUGCAGCAGAUCGCUUCAAGGACAUCGGUGAAGCCUACGAGACUCUGUCAGAUUCUCAGAAGCGCGCUCGUUACGACAGUGGUGAAGAUCUUAUCGACCCUUCGGAACAGUUUGGUGGAGGUGGUUUCGGUGGCAUGGGUGGCGGCAUGGGCUCACAAAUCGACCCCGAGGUUCUCUUCCAAAUGUUUGGUGGACAGAUGGGCGGUGGUGGCUUCGGGGGUGGCAUGGGUGGUGGUGGCCGCAGAGGAGGUGGUGGAGGCUUCCUGGAGGAUUCCAUUUUGGUUGAAAGAACACAUCGAAUACGAUAUCCUCGGCCAGGUCUCUCCUUUCUGGACUCACUGGACUUCUCACGACAAGAGGUUGCCCAGUCCUCUGCAGCAUCU
Messenger RNA from Aureobasidium vineae, 2187 nucleotides. The record is from the annotation of a GenBank genome assembly. Lineage: Eukaryota; Fungi; Ascomycota; Dothideomycetes; Dothideales; Saccotheciaceae.